GAAAAUAUUGAAUAUUUUUGCCAAUACUUUGAUUUUUGUCUUUGCUGGAGUAAUAAUUAGUGUUUAUGUAGCAGAAUAUCAUGACCUCUGGGAUACAAUAUUUAUUUUGAUUACAUAUUUUGGGAUAAACAUCAUAAGGUUUCUCAUGGUUAUUAUUUUUUAUCCAAUUUUGUAUUGGACAGGAUAUAGCUUGACAUACCAAGAAAGUAUUAUUCUUGCUUGGAGUGGACUGCGUAGUGGUUUUUGCCUAACAUUAGCUUUAUUGGUUGCUUUUGAUCCUGAAUUUCCCGAAUCUGAGAAUGCUAGCAAGAUUUUAGUGCAAGUUUCUGGAGUUAUUGUUUUAACUCUUCUUGUUAAUGCAAACACAGUUAAACUUAUGAUGAAACUUUUAAGAUUCAAACAACUGACAUUUGUGGAUCGAUUGUCAAUGGGUAAUGCAUUAAUAAGUGCUACUGAUAUAAGAGAUAAAUCUAUUAGAGGCUGCAAGCGGGAUUGGAAAUAUGGUAGAGCUGAUUGGAAUUGGCUGUUGCAAAAAACUUGUAUGCAUGAUCCUUAUAAAGGUGGUUUGUAUGGUGAUGAAAGCUGUAUGAGCAGCCUCUUUCUUCCCUAUGGAACCUGCCAUGAAUGUGUUGAUCAAACAUUACCUUAUGAGCCGAAUGAAAAUGAAUUAAUACAAUUAAAAGUUGCCUCUUGCUGUAGAGUGUUGAGAGCUUUGAAGGGUAAUUUACUAAAGCAAUUUCGAAAAGGUCUCAUUCAGCGAAGAACUCUGAAACUUCUUUGUACUGCAAUUGAUAGCACUUCUGAUACUCCUUACUUGUAUCUUAGAACAAAAGAUAUUAUAAAGUUAGUGAAGAUUAAAAGCCUUGUUUCCAGUUUGGCAAUGAAAACUUCUGAAUGGAUAGAGUUGUUGGAGUUACGUAACUUGCCUUUACGUUCAAUAAAGCAACUUCAACGCUCUGAAAGUCAUAAUAGACUUCGUCGUAUUUCUGUCUGGCUUUAUUUUAAGUGGUGGUUCGAACCUCUUACCAAUAUCAUAAUAUUCUUAAAUCUCCUACAACUUACAGCUCACUUCCUCUGCUUAUAUUUUUAUAUAUUGAAAAAUAUAUGUGACAAGUAUCAAACUCAAAUCAGGAUAUUUACUUUUCUCUUUGCUCUCUUUUAUGUGUUUGAAACCUUUAUAAUGAUUUUGGCUUUGAACUGGGGCUGUUUUUUUAAGUAUAAAAGGAAUAUAUUUGAUCUGCUGAUUUCUUGCAUUGCUGUACUUGAUGGCUUUACUGAUUUUUUUAUUAUGACUUAUUAUCCUAAUAAACACAGUAUUUACAAUCAUGUUAGGAUCGUCAUAAUUUUGAGACUACGGAUAUGCUAUGUGUCAAGGGUUUUGUUACAAAAAUGUUUGUCUGUGAUUAGACACCUGGCAUCUGUACACCUUUACUAUUCAUAUGAUCUAGGUAGAGGUUUCCUUUUUGCAAAUGAACAUGUGUUGAAAAAUAUUGAAACAAUUGUUGAUUUCAAACCUUGUGCAAAAGAGGCUUCUGAAAUAUGCAUUGAAAACAUCAAAGAGCUUUUAGAAAUGUUAAUGGAUUUGGAAGAAAAACACCCAACAAUUGCUGUUGCGUUAAAAACAAAUAGAGCUGCACGAGGAAGUUUGAACAGAGUUAAAGCAGUUCUAGAUGGUUUGAAGGGAAAGUCAGACAUCAGUGGACAUGGCAUUCAAGAGUUGCACAAAAUACAUUUUGAAAUGACUAAAAGUAUAGCCUUUGCUCCAAGAACUCGGAAAAUUGUGAAGGAUGUCCCUAGUGUUUUGGAAGCAGUAGACUGGAUUCGCAAUUCUCAAAUGUUGCAGAUUAUUAAUGAAAACCACAUUGUGCUUGGUUUUAAGGAGGGAGAUGUUAUACAAGAUUAUCAAGAUAACCAUUCUGCUAUAUUUGUUAUUGCUAGAGGAAUAGUAAAAGUAACAGGGAGAAAAUCGGAUAUGAAGAAUAUUAACAUAUACAACCAACUGCCCAACUCUGAUACCUAUGAUAUGUUUAAAGAGAAGGGAAAAUCUCAAGUGUGUGAAUAUUUAACAUCAUCUCGAACAAUAGGAUUAUUAGGCUAUCUCCAGCAAACCAAGUCUGUAACUGCCGCAGUGUGUGAAAACGAUUGUGAGAUGAUACAAAUUGAAACUUCUUUUCUGAAAAAUGCAGAGAGGGAGAAUAAACAUCUUAUAUAUUGCAUGUGGAGAAGCGUAGCUUUAAAUGUUGCUGCAGUUAUUUUAAAAAGUCAGCGUCGAUAUAUUAAUUGUGCUGAUGAUAUUCUUGAUGCUCGUCUUCACAGAGGAAUUCUUCCUGACAUGCAGGAGAUAACUAACUUGGACAUCCCAUCUGUUAUCGACGAUAUGAUUCUAGUUCAGGGGAGAGCAAAAGAUGUCAGCACAUCAGUCAUUUUUAAUGGACCAACUUAUAUUCAAAACAGUUAUCGAAAUCUCAUACUGCUUGAUGAUGUUAUAAAAAGACCUCCUGUGAUUAUUGUUCUAUUCCCUGAUGAGAAGUAUGACUUCAGUGUCUGUAAUCACUGGACCAAUGUUGCUGAAAUAGGAUGUUCUAAUAUAUGCCACAAACAUAACUGUAACAAAUCGUUGUAGAUGGUAAAGUAAUAUUCUUUAUAAAAUGUUUGACUUUUU
This is a messenger RNA of Parasteatoda tepidariorum (common house spider), 2662 nucleotides long. The record is from RefSeq and is a predicted model, not a curated record. NCBI's taxonomy places the organism in Eukaryota, Metazoa, Arthropoda, Arachnida, Araneae, Theridiidae.